UUGGCUCAAUGUUGUGCCCAUCACUCCGGCUGGGAGGGACUUUAAUUCGCUCUUGUUUAGCUCUCAAUGGAUGCCAACAUCAGCCACGACACGCGAUCAGAUGUAAAACGAAGGACGUUUUCUCUUCAUCGCACGUGAACGCGAGCGAACGGCAGAAUAUGAGUGUGUCGUGAAUGUGAACGACUGCAUGAAACGACUGAGAUCGCUAUGAAGACGAGUGAGGAUUGCGUUUAGUCAGAUGAAGCCAUAUGUGCUGCGUGGCCUGACAGAGCGACAGACAGACAGAGGGCAUCAUCUCUCUGUUUAUAAACACACAUCCCUUCAUACAAAGGAACCUCACGGGUGGACUGAUGCACCCUUUCCAGUGGUGCAACGGGUGCUUCUGCAGACUGAUCUACUCCAAUAAGACCUGCACUAUGCCAUCUGUCACCUUCCAGAACCUUCCUCUCAAUAUCUAUAUGGUGAUCUUCGGCACAGGCAUCUUCGUCUUCGUACUCAGCCUCAUAUUCUGCUGCUAUUUUAUAAGUAAAUUGAGACAUCAAGCCCAAAGUGAACGCUUUGGAUACAGAGAGGUGAUUUUAAAAGGAGACCCGAAGAAGCUGAAUCUUCAUGGGCAGACCUGUGCCGUGUGCUUGGAGGACUUUAAGGUGAAAGAUGAGCUGGGAAUGUUGCCAUGCCAACAUGCCUUUCACAGGAGGUGUGUGGUGAAGUGGCUGGAGGUGCGCUGCGUCUGCCCCAUGUGUAAUAAACCCCUGGCGGGAUCCUCCGAGCAGCACCAGAGCAUAGGCACACUGCUGGAUGAGCUGGUGUAGCGCUCAGAAGCUUCUGGAAAGGGACAAGACUGACAUCUGGCUUCAAGACUUUCUAAGGAGUCUUUUUUACAGACAUGAACAGACUUGACUGUGACUCUCACAACUUCUAGGCUAAGGCUUUGUAUCUUUUGAGUCAAGAAGCCUUUAAUUUAACAUUGAAUGCUAACAGGGCUGUUCAGGCAUAAUGUGGUGUUGAAUGC
Messenger RNA from Sinocyclocheilus anshuiensis, 1012 nucleotides. Its product is annotated as RING finger protein 122-like. Gene Ontology annotation, molecular function: ubiquitin protein ligase activity. The record is from RefSeq and is a predicted model, not a curated record. Lineage: Eukaryota; Metazoa; Chordata; Actinopteri; Cypriniformes; Cyprinidae. Gene Ontology annotation, biological process: ubiquitin-dependent protein catabolic process. Gene Ontology annotation, cellular component: nucleus. The transcript is spliced from 6 exons. Bases 351 to 812 code for a protein of 153 amino acids.